GGCGAAGACUGGAAGGUCUGGGGCCAGGAGUGGGUGAACGUACGUCUGCGCACUGUCGAUCUCGAGACGAAGGCUGUCGUGCGCCAUGCCGGCAAAGAUCACAGUUCAAAGUCAUUUGAUGAUCACGUCACUGCGUUAUGUUGGCGCGACAGCCAAUCUUUGGCGGUAGUGCACACGAGGACCUCGCAUAUCGAAGAGCCGUUCUUGUCUGGCUCAAAAGUCAGCCUGGUGAAGAUCGGGCCUGUCGAUACGCCUGAGAUGGCACAAAUGUGGUCUAUCGAGGAAUUUCUUGCUAUUCCCAGUGCCAUUCCGAGCAUCGCUUGGGCGGACGAAGCGCUGUACUUCAUUGGUGGUGCUCCGAUUGACAAAACGUGCGGAGGUCGGUUGGUCUACGCUGCAUCGACAUCGUCCGGAGAGCCAAAGAGAGUCGCCUUUGGUCAAGUGAAUGACGCAAAGAAGGUCAUUUCUGUCAAUGGACAAGCCAUAGCCUACGUCGAGCAUGGCCUUCGUGAUGAAAUCUGGAUGCUUCCGAACACUCUUCUACUCAGCCUACCACAGCGCAUUGAUGCACUCCAUGUUGGCCGUUCUGGCGAUGGACUAACCCUGGCCAUCUCAACAUCUGAUAUCAACACUCCUGCUGAGGUCUACUCAUUGACAGCCUCCCCCGACUCCGCUCCCGUCCGUCUCUCGAAUCAUGGCGCAGUAUUCAGGAAUCGUCAGUUUGGUUCCUGCCAUUUCUUCAAGUGUGCCUCGAGGGACCAUGAAGUCGACUUGGACGGCAUUUUCUUGACGCCGAGUCCACGGCUCGCUGCAGAACCUCAGCCUACCGUGGUACUGAUACAUGGAGGUCCUACUGCCCGCGAUACCAAUGCUUUCGAUUCGUACUUAUUCUACUGGACGCCCUUCUUACUGAACCAUGGCUAUUCUGUCGUGCUGACCAACUACCGAGGAAGCUCGGGCAGAGGAGAAGCAUUCGCUUCCUAUAGUCUCAGGGGCGUAGGCAAGUGGGACCAUGAGGAUGUCGUCACCAUCACAGAUCACGCUGUGAAACUAGGAUUUGCCGAUCAGGACCGUCUGAUGGUAGGCGGAAUCAGCCAAGGUGGCUUCUUGUCGUACCUGUGUAGCACCAGAAACGGCUCGCUGUUUCCUUGGAAGUUCAAUGCAGCCGUGCCUCUCAAUGGAGUCACGGAGACCGAUACUCUGGCGCUAGCUUCCGAUCUCGGUAGCUCUCUCGAGACUGAGCUCAGUGCUGGCGGGCCACCAUGGACUAUGCCAAGUACCUUUACCGGUAAUCGACAGGCCAGCGCCAUAUGGGAAGUCAGUGCAGCAGUACAAAGCGCCCGGAAAGAUCAAACGAUGAUCAUACCGCCUAUGCUCAUCAUGCAAAGCGAAAACGACGAGCGUUGUCCCAUCGCACAAGGAGUCGGAAUGCGUCGAGCUUUGGCGCAUCAUGGACUGCCCUAUGAGUUUGUGGCUUAUCCUCGGCAGAAUCACAUGCUGCAUGAGCAGAAAUUCUGGAUUGAUAUGGCCGAAAGGCUGUUACGAUGGUGCGAUACAUACAUAGGCGUAAGUACUGCCUACCGAGGCUAGAAAGCAGCGUGUACUCACGAUCAGUAAGCCGAUGGAGCGUGGUGAUACGCAGACCACCUGUCGCUGCUGCCCAGGCUCAAUUGAAAAAAGACAUUUGCAAUCAGCUUACCACAAGCAGUAAAUCGCUGCGACGCGCUGCUGUGAAGUACUUUCCUGGUACACAGAUGGCGCUAGCUCGAUGCUGUCGCAUAACGUGCACUCAUCGCACGCUUUGUUUGCGCGCGACGUGAAGGUGUUAUACAGCAUGCUGACUGUGCAGUCUUACCGCAUGUAGCGUGACUGCAUCCUGAAAGCAUUGAACAGGCACGUUCUACUUAACUAAGGUAUUGCCGGUAAUCGUACUGGUGUUGGUGUUGAUUACAAAAGUGCCGCCUCACUUGAUGUCUUCUGCUGCUUAGUGAGCAGCAAAAAGCCGUCGCAACUAUUACAAGUGAAGUAAACCUCUGUAUGCGUACAUAUCUGCCCUGACGUGGUACCAUUCUUACUCACUUCAAACAUCAAUCUGGAACACACGAACACCGCCGAACACUCCAUUCCCAGCACGGCAAGCGAGACCUCACGCAAGCAACAUGACACUGACUGAGCUAGUGCGAGAUGCGCCAAUUGGACAGCUCAUUCGGUUGAUCACCAGAAACAGAGUACUGCUAUAUGCGGAGGAGAGACCGGGUUUCCAGUGUCCUUCUUGCUACAGUGAGCCGGAAGUGGCAGGUAAAGCGCAUCGCCCAGCUCACGCGACGCAUACGUCAACAGACACUGGACUGGAAAAUGUUCAUGGCGAGAAAGACGCAACAGACGUCGAAAAGCAGGGUAUGGAGCCCGUGGAGGAGCCACAAGCCACGGGCAUCAGUAGACCCACCCUACUGUCCAUACCGACGCAGAGAUCAGACUUGGAACACACAUUCACACGCGAAGAUCUCCACAAGCUGGAGACGACCAGAAGUACCUUGGAACGAGUGGGUACGAGGGGAACGAUACUACACAUCAAGACCAUGGCGGAACUGGAGGCUGCUUUCAUCGCGGCCGCAAUGCCCAAAGAGCCCAGUCGGCCCAUCAUCCCACAGCGCACAAUCCAGGGCGAUAUCCUCGUCGACUGGUACACUGAAAGUGAUGAAGAUAAUCCGCAAAAUUGGUCUACGGGCUUGAAGCUCCUCGCUUCCUCGAUGAUCUACCUCUACACCAUGGCAGUGUACAUGGGCUCUUCGAUCAUCACAUCGUCCAUUCCCGGUAUCAUGGAGGAGUUCCACGUGGGUGAAACAGCUGCCAGCCUAACUCUUGCGCUGUACACGCUAGCAUAUGGCAUUGGGCCUUUGAUAUUCUCGCCGCUCAGCGAGAUUCCCAGCAUUGGCCGCAACCCGCCUUACAUGAUCACCAUGGCCAUCUUCGUCAUCCUCUGUGUGCCCGCUGCUCUCGUAGAAAAUUUCGCAGGCUUACUCGUCCUCCGCUUCCUCCUCGGCUUCUUCGGCUCUCCUUGUCUCGCCACGGGAGGAGCCAGUCUGCAGGACAUGUACAGCCUGAUCAAACUCCCCUAUGUGCUCUGCAUCUGGGCCUUUGCAGCGACAUGUGGUCCUGCAUUGGGCCCACUCAUUUCGGGAUUCUCAGUUGCGGCAGAGAACUGGCGCUGGUCACUGUGGGAAAUGCUCUGGCUCAGUGGGCCCGUCUUCCUCGCUAUGCUACUCUUCCUCCCCGAGACAUCCCCCGCCAACAUCCUCCUCCGACGUGCACAGAGACUGAGAAAACUCACCAACGAUUCCCGACUCAAGGCGCAAUCCGAAAUCGACCAAGCGAACAUGAAACCCCGUGACAUUGCCUUUGAAGCCCUCGUCCGUCCCAUCCAACUCAUGCUCAUGGACCCCGCAAUCGGCUUCACAGCACUCUACGUCGCCCUCUGCUACGGCAUCUACUACUCCUUCUUCGAAGCUUUCCCCCUCGUCUACAUCUCCCUCUAUCACUUCAAUCUCGGCGAACUCGGUCUCACAUUUCUCAGCAUCACCGUCGGAAUCUCUCUCGCCAUCGUGGUCUUUUACGCCUAUCUCUGGUACUUUCUAGAACCGGAUAUCAUCCUCCACGGACUCGGCGCACCCGAACGCAGACUCGUUCCUGCUCUCAUUGCGUCCUUUUUCUGCCCUGUCGGACUCUUUAUUUUCGGCUGGACGGCUCGGGCGGAAAUUCAUUGGAUGGUGAGUAUAGUAGGGAUUAUGAUUUUUACGAUUGGGAUUUUUGUUAUUAUGCAGAGUAUUUUUAUGCAGUUGGCUCUUGUCUACCCCCAAUACGCCGCCUCUCUCUUCGCAGGCAACGAUUUCGCCCGCUCGACUCUCGCGUUCGCUGCUGUGCUGUUUUCCCGACCUAUGUAUUUGAAUUUGGGAAUCGCGCGAGGAACGAGUUUGCUCGCGGGCCUGACGGCGGGGUGUAUUUUGGGGGUGUUUGCGUUGUAUUUUGGAGGGGAGACGUUGAGGAGGAGGAGUCGGUUUGCUGUGAAGUAG
Molecule: messenger RNA, 4070 nt
Organism: Sphaerulina musiva SO2202
Lineage: Eukaryota; Fungi; Ascomycota; Dothideomycetes; Mycosphaerellales; Mycosphaerellaceae
Product: benomyl/methotrexate resistance protein
Exons: 4
Coding region: 2160-4070 (636 amino acids)
Biological process (GO): xenobiotic detoxification by transmembrane export across the plasma membrane
Molecular function (GO): fluconazole transmembrane transporter activity
Source: RefSeq, a predicted model, not a curated record